AUGGCACCAAAUCCAGACAAUAGUCAUGUCACAGUGAUAGCUACAAGCUCAGAAAAUGAAGCUGUACAAAAUUCUGACAAUUUUCUGUCUCUCAAAUGGGCCAUUGGUGAGAAGUGGUUCUGCCGUUCGAACUAUUUCGGGACCCUUCUUUUCAAUAUCGGUGCAUUCAUUCUCCCAGCAUUGUACAGCACGCUUGUCAAGAUCUGGGUUGCCAACAUUGACACCUCCCUCGUCGUUACAACCGACGUCUAUACAUACAUUGGUACCGUUGCAGAGGUAUUAAACGAAGGCCUUCCUCGCGCUGUGUGGGUGACCAUUGCAGAUAAAGACGCACGAUCAUACGAGUCCCGCUUGGGGCUUGCACAUACUCUAAUAAUAUUCCAGGCCAUCCUUGGAACAAUCAUGAGUCUUGUAUUUGCAGGUGCAGCAGAGGCACUUUCAGCAACGUUCGUUCCACACGCUGUCCAGGAGGCUAGUUUCACAUAUGUCCGGAUUAGUGCCUUCUCGGCUUUGAGUUCUGCUCUUGAAAUCGCGGUUUCCAGCGCCACAAGAGCCCUAGAUAAGCCAGAUGUACCCCUUCUGAUCAGUUCUGUCAAAGUGGUCGUGAAUAUCAUCCUCGACCUCAUGAUUAUCUCCAAAUUCCAUAUCGGCGGCUGGACCCCAGACAUCAACAUGCAAGCCGGGAUUCGUCUAAGUUGUGAUAUGGCCGCGGCAGUCUCUGGGCUACUAUACUUCUCCAUUUCAACCAGUACUGGGAGAAGUCGCGGUGGCAGACACAGUCAUAGUGAACCACCCAGCUUACAGGCUUUCUUCAUACUUUUCAAGCCAGGAUUAAUUACCUUCGUUGAAUCAGCGGUUCGAAAUACAUUGUACCUUUGGCUUGUGGCUGGAGUCGUUGCCAUGUCACCGGAUUAUGCAACUGCCUGGGGCGUCUUCACAACUAUUCGGUGGGGUCUGGUGAUGGUUCCAGUUCAGGCUCUGGAGGCUACCUCGCUGGCCUUUGUAGGGCACUAUUGGGGAGAGUUGAAGCAUGUGAGUAACCAAGAACGUCGGUCUUGGAAGAGCCUCUACGUGACCACACGACCCGCGAUUCUCUCUGUGGCGAUAGCCACGGCCAUUGAAAUCCCUCUCUUUAUAUUCCUGGCAACGCUCGGCUGCAAACCUUUUGCAUUAUUUCUGUCCCAGUCAGAAGUUGUUGCUGAGAUCACUACACACAUGUGGCGAACAAUAGAUUGGUGCUAUAUACUAUAUGCCAUAUCUACACAGCUCGCAACCAUAUUGUUAGCUACUCGGCCAUUAUGGUACCUGGGACAGUCCCUUAUUUCGAACAUCUUCUAUGUACUCCCUUGGGCCAUUGUUUGUCAGGUGGUCGAUCUCAGUCCGGCAAAUGCGUGGACCUACCAUAGCCUGGUUUUCGGAGGAAGCUUGGUGUUCUCCUUUGUGGAGAUUUUUUUUAUCAAUACGUUAUGGGCUUGGAGACUCUUAUGUGGAAGGCUGCAUACCGGUUCUGUUUGA
Messenger RNA from Aspergillus chevalieri, 1515 nucleotides. RefSeq lists its product as uncharacterized. The record is from RefSeq and is a predicted model, not a curated record. Lineage: Eukaryota; Fungi; Ascomycota; Eurotiomycetes; Eurotiales; Aspergillaceae. The transcript has 4 exons. The coding region runs from base 1 to 1515 and encodes 504 amino acids.